CCAACUUGAGAUUGGAAGUUGCAACUUCACAUGCAGACAAAUUAACUCUGGCACACAACAUCGAGAGACACGAUCGAGCAGCAGCAAAUGGGUAGGAAGCCUUGUUGUUCAAAAGAGGAGGGACUUAAUAGAGGAACUUGGACAGCCACUGAAGACAAAAUCCUCAUUGAGUACAUCAAGGCUCACGGUGAAGGAAAAUGGAGAAGCAUUCCUAAGGCAGCUGGUUUAAAGAGAUGUGGGAAGAGUUGCAGACUUCGUUGGCUGAAUUAUUUGAGACCUGAUAUCAAGAGAGGCAACAUUACACGUGAUGAAGAAGAUCUCAUCAUCAGACUCCACAAACUCUUAGGCAACAGAUGGUCUCUGAUAGCGGGAAGACUUCCAGGCCGAACAGACAAUGAAAUCAAGAAUCAUUGGAACAGCGUUUUAUCAAAGAGGGCCCAAGUGAAAGAAUUCGAUCCUACCACUAAAGAUGAAAAGAAACAAAGAUUCAUCAGCUGUUCCAGGAAGGCCCCAACAAGUUCUGGUGUUAUCCAAGGUAACGCAGGGCGUUGCACUAAGGUCUCUUUCAGCCCGCAACAGAAAGUAAUCGGAGAAGAUGACAGCAAUACUAUUGUCCAUACAGCUCCAUCCAUGGACGUUGAGUUAGUGCAUGAAACUGCUGUAGCAUCUGGAUCCAGUGAUGGGUCAUUUACAUUGCUGUCGUCCAAGGAAGAAAAUCCUUCUAUAUCAAGGUUUGCUAUGGAUUUUGGCAUUGGGGAAAGCAGCAUUUCAGAAACUCUUGCUUCUGACUUUUCACAGCUUAGUGACUUUGAUUUUUGUGAUACAAACACUGUGAUAUAUGAAUACGGGACAAAAGAUAACGGCCAAGCACUUUUGUCACCGGAGGGAAUGGUGGGAAAUUGGAGCGGCAAUGAUUGCGUUGACGCUAACUGGGAUUCAGAUCUUGGAUAUUUGGCUGCUUUUCUUGAGUCCACUGGAGACUUAACCAUCUGAUUACAUUGUUGGGAAUUCAAAUUGGAUUUUGAACUUUUCUUAGAUAUUGCAUGUAUUUGACACGAUUUUUAUGAUCGUUUGUCUAUUUUCGUACAGUCCAAUGUACUGUGAAGCCCAUGCCGUCCGGCUUGUUUACUAGUGUAGAAACAAGAGCAUCUCAGUGCACCAAAAA
Molecule: messenger RNA, 1165 nt
Organism: Theobroma umbraticum
Lineage: Eukaryota; Viridiplantae; Streptophyta; Magnoliopsida; Malvales; Malvaceae
Product: transcription factor MYB1-like
Source: RefSeq, a predicted model, not a curated record